GAGGCGGGCGCGAUGGCGGCGCGGCUGAGCUACGCGCUGCUGUGCGGGCAGGCCGCGCUGCUGCUCGGCAACCUGCUGCUGCUGCGCGGCGGCGCGCGGAGCCACGGCCACAACGGCACCGAGGCGGCGGCGGCGCCCGCCUGGGCCUACGGCGACGCGCGGGCGCCGCUCGUGCUCUGCGCCUACCUGCCCGAGGAGUUCGUGGAGUGCGAGGAGCCCGUGGACCACGGCGGCAACGCCACGGCGCAGCAGGAGCUGGGCCACGGCUGCGUGAAGCUCGGCGGCCAGGCCUACGGCGACGUGGAGCACACGCGGGUGCAGUGCCGGGCGCUGGACGGCAUCGAGUGCGCCGAGCCGCGGAGCUUCCUGCGCGGCAGCAGGCCCUGCAUCAAGUACACCGGACACUACUUCAUUACCACCUUGCUCUACUCCUUCUUCCUGGGCUGCUUCGGCGUGGACCGGUUCUGCCUGGGCCACACGGGGACAGCCGUGGGGAAGCUGCUGACGCUCGGAGGACUUGGCAUCUGGUGGCGCGAAGGCAGUUCCCGAGAGCUGAUCCCCAAAGAAGCCAGCCGCAUCUCUGCGGGCUUGGAGAUAGACUUCUGCAUCUGCUCUGUAGCAUCGGAACAGGCUUCUCUUGGAGGUUUCUGCCAUAUACAGACAUGCAUUUACAAAGCUGUAAGUUAAUUUGCAGAGCAGGUAUUCCUGAUAGCUCUUCUGUGCGUAUCUUGGAUUUAAUUUAAAUGUUGAACAUCGCUGUGCAUCUUGCUUGUUUAAAAUAAUCUGGAAUUUUUCUCCUCCAGCAGGUAAUACUUUAAAAAUUAGGCCUUACAAACACAAAUAAAUCUUAAAAUAAAGUGUGGAAAGAGA
Molecule: messenger RNA, 870 nt
Organism: Rhea pennata
Lineage: Eukaryota; Metazoa; Chordata; Aves; Rheiformes; Rheidae
Gene: TM2D2
Product: TM2 domain containing 2
Exons: 5
Coding region: 13-687 (224 amino acids)
Source: RefSeq, a predicted model, not a curated record